This is a messenger RNA of Castor canadensis (American beaver), 1558 nucleotides long. It is a transcript of the gene Sirt4, whose product is annotated as sirtuin 4. Gene Ontology annotation, cellular component: mitochondrial matrix. Gene Ontology annotation, molecular function: histone deacetylase activity, NAD-dependent; NAD+ binding. The record is from RefSeq and is a predicted model, not a curated record. Lineage: Eukaryota; Metazoa; Chordata; Mammalia; Rodentia; Castoridae.
CUGGACAAGCCUACUGUCGCAUGGGAAGUGCUCCUAAAUUGUGAAAGGCAUAGUCUCUGUAGACCAGGCUGACAAGGAACUCACUAUAUCGCCCAGGCUGACUUCAACUCACUCGAGAUCCAGAUCCACUUGCCUCCUGAGGGCAGAGCUUUCAGGUGUAUGCCACCACACCCUAUCUGACUUGUGGAUUCUUGAUUGAGAUCCUCCGUCUCUUUCUAGCUUGGCUUCUCAGAUGAGAUUUCUUCUUCUACAGAAUGAGAAUGAGCUGUGUGUUGACUUUCAGGUCAACAAAACACCACUGGAUCACGAACUUCAGCCGUCCAUGCUUCCAUGGAUCCAUUGGGUUGUUUGUUCCACCAAGUCCUCCUUUGGACCCUCAGAAAGUCAAAGAGUUACAGCGCUUCAUCACCCUUUCCAAGAAACUUCUAGUGAUGACUGGAGCAGGUGUCUCCACUGAGUCAGGAAUCCCAGACUACAGGUCAGAAAAGGUGGGACUUUACGCCCGCACUGACCGGAGGCCCAUCCAGCAUGUGGAUUUUGUACGGAGUGCUCCAAUCCGCCAGCGGUACUGGGCAAGAAACUUUGUAGGUUGGCCUCAGUUCUCCUCGCACCAGCCGAACCCUGCACACUGGGCUUUGAGCAACUGGGAGAAACUCGGAAAGCUGUACUGGUUGGUGACUCAAAAUGUGGAUGCUUUGCACACCAAGGCAGGGAGUCAGCGCUUGACAGAGCUCCAUGGAUGCAUGCACAGGGUCCUCUGCUUGGGAUGUGGACAGCAGACUCCCCGGGGGUUGCUGCAGGAGCGCUUCCGAGCCCUGAACCCCAGUUGGAGUGCCCAGGCCCAGGGCGUGGCCCCCGAUGGUGACGUGUUUCUCUCAGACGAGCAGGUGCAGAGCUUUCAGGUCCCAUCCUGUGUGCGAUGUGGAGGCCCUCUGAAGCCAGAUGUCGUUUUCUUCGGGGACACAGUGAAUCCUGACAAAGUUGAUUUCGUGCACAGGCGCGUGCAAGAAGCUGACUCCCUGCUGGUGGUGGGAUCGUCCCUGCAGGUGUACUCUGGUUACAGGUUUAUCCUCACCGCCCGGGAGAAGAAGCUACCUAUUGCCAUACUGAACAUUGGGCCCACAAGGUCAGAUGACUUGGCCUGUCUGAAACUGAAUUCUCGCUGCGGGGAGCUGCUGCCUCUUAUAGACGCACAGUGACCACAGCCUGACCUUCCUCAGCCAAACAGGGACUUUCCCUGAGUCCCGCUGCUAAAGAUUCCUAAGGAUUCAUCCCUUUUUCCUCAAACUAAUAGAAGCUCCCUGAUUGCAUGCAGUAGAGGGCAGCAAACCAACGUCUCUCAGCCAGCCCAUCUCAGAACCACCCAGCUUUCAGAGCAGGGGUUAAAGUCUUCAGAUGGAUGAGAUUUGCCCUGAAGACUUUGAAAGAAGCAGCUGCUCUUGAUGGGAAAACUGCAAUCAUUUCCUUUUAUGUCACCUGGCAGAAGAAACAGCCUGGGAAAUGUGUAGGCCAGAGUGGUCUCCAGAGUGCUAACCCAGAGAUUUCACUAAUUUGGGGA